This is a messenger RNA of Mercenaria mercenaria, 8483 nucleotides long. Its product is annotated as protein MON2 homolog. The record is from RefSeq and is a predicted model, not a curated record. Lineage: Eukaryota; Metazoa; Mollusca; Bivalvia; Venerida; Veneridae. The coding region runs from base 202 to 5358 and encodes 1718 amino acids. The transcript is spliced from 37 exons.
GUUUACUUCUGUUAUUACCAUCAUUCGUGCGGCUACGUCAACUUUUGACAUUUGUCUGGAACAGUUUUGGGAAGUUUCUCCGUUUUAAAGAGUUUAUGGAAUAUCUUUUCGAGUAAAUCAGCAGCCACUAAUAACAAUUUAAACAGAACUUUAAAAGACGCAUAUAUUGUGAGAGGUUAACAAGACUUGUUGACUGCCAACAUGGCUGCGGGAGGAAAUAUGAGGGAUCCUGCAGUUGUGAAGAAAUUGUUUGAAAACCUACAGAGUGAUCUACGUUUGUUGUCUACUGAAGGAAAAAGGAAGUAUCCAAAUGUGAAAGAGUCCUCUGAGCAAGUACAACUCAAGUUGAGAACGAUCUCAGCAAAGACAGAAGAUACCAUCUCUGGCCUAGUGUCAGCCAGUGCAGACAUUUUACAUCCAUUCAUGUUGGGUUGCGAGACAAAAAAUGUCAAGCUGAUACAGAUAGCUCUUACUGCUGUACAGAGAUUGAUCUCACAUGAGAGUGUAUCUGUUAGAGCAGCAGACGAUAUUUUGACAAUGCUAUGGGGACUGAUGGAAAGUGGACAGGAGGAACUUAAACUCUUACAGACGGCCAUCUUGCUUAUUACGACAAACUUUGUGGUUCAGCAUGAAUCACUAGCUAAGGCGAUGGUGCUGUGUCUGCGCUUACAUUUCACAAAGGACAGUACAACCAAUAACACCGCUGCUGCUGCUAUAAAACACCUUGUCAGCAUUGUGUUUGAACGUGUCAUUGCAGAGGAUAAGGUUCAGGCACAAGAGAAGCUAGACAGUAUGUCAGAAGAAGAGUUGAAGAAGGGGACAAACAAAGCACCACACUCUUUGAGACCAUGUGCAGGGGAUGCCUACCUCUUGUUUCAGGAUCUAUGUCAGUUGGUGAAUGCUGAUCAGCCAUACUGGCUUGUUGGUAUGACAGAGAUGACAAGAACAUUUGGGUUGGAGCUGCUGGAGUCAGUCCUUUCUGCUUUCCCUGUCAUUUUCUCACAGCACAAAGAGUUCAGUUUUUUACUGAAGGAGCGUGUGUGUCCACUUGUGAUUAAACUGUUCUCUCCGAGUCUGAAGUAUAGACAAGGUGCCCCUUCACCCCCGUCACCAGUUGCCGUAGAGAAACCAUUCUUUCCUAUAGUGAUGAGGCUUCUACGUAUUGUGUCCUCACUUAUACAGUUCUACUAUAACUUGUUGACUACAGAAUGUGAGAUUUUCCUGUCAUUGCUUGUGAAGUUUCUGGAACCAGAGAAACCUAUGUGGCAGAGAUGUCUUGCCCUUGAAGUUCUACAUAAACUGUUUGUUCAACCAGAAUUAGUCAAGUCAUUUUGUCUAAGCUAUGAUAUGAAACCUCAUUCAACCAAAAUUUUCCGGGACAUGAUAAAUGGUAUAGGAGCAUUCAUACAGUCACAGUUCAUGAAUCCACCUGGAGGACCUGCAGCACAAGGACCAAAACCUGGAGACAUACAGGGCAGUCCUCCUUCUCUGGUUGCCGGAAUGCCAGUAGGGGGCGGAGUCUCACCACAGCCUGCCUUCAUGUACAGAGGAGUUUGGAUUCCACUGAUUCUAGUCAUUCCACAGGGACAAACUAGACCUACAUUGAAGCAUAACUAUUUUAGCUGUCGUAUCCUAGGUGAAGAUGUGCCGAGAGAUGCCUUUACCUAUGUCUUGUCCUACGACAAGUACAUUUAUAGCUUGGAGAUGCUAGACAAAGUUGAUCCCCCUACAGUUCCUGAUGGGUAUGGCUUGUCUGUUGGUUUCUACUGUUUGGUUGAAGCAGUUAGGACUAUUCAACAUUUGGUAGAAGGGGAGUGCUGUGACAAAACAGAAAAACCUAAAGAUAAAAAAGUAACACAGUCAGAAGAUCAACAAGAAAGUGGACAAGAAACAACUGGGGAAGAGAAGAAGUUGUAUGAGGAAUUAGUAAAUUCUUCCUGGUGUGGAAUGCUUGCAGCACUGGCCUUGCUAUUAGAUGCCAGUACUGAUGAAAGUGCAACAGAAUCAGUACUGAAGUGUAUGGAAGCUUAUAUCAGCUUGUGUGGAAAGCUUGAGAUGUCACUACCGAGGGAUGCAUUCAUAACUGCCCUGUGCAAGGCCUCCCUGCCACCACAUUAUGCACUAACAGUGCUAAAUACCCAUGGCAAUGUGCCUCAGAAAGGUCAUGCAAGAUCUCCAAGCCAAGAUUUGCAGUCAACAAACUUGGAAGCCAAUGAAAGGUCCCAGGUCGUUGCUGUUGGUACACCUCUUCCUACAGCAGCCCUGGCUGUCGGGGCUCAUCAAGGACCAGUUAUGUUAACAGCAAAGAAUAUACAGUGUAUGAGAUCAUUGUUAGCUGUAGCCCAUUGCCAUGGAGGUAUUCUAGGUACAGCUUGGCAUCUUGUACUGACCACGCUACAGCAUCUAGUGUGGAUCCUAGGUUUGAAACCGUCAAGUGGUGGCAGUUUGAAGGCCAGUCAGCCGGACUCCACAGGUGCUGUUAUCACGACAGCUGUGAUGGCUGACCUACCAGUACUCUCAUCCAUGUUGUCUCGCUUGUUUGAGAGCUCACAGUAUUUAGAUGACGUGGCAUUGCAUCAUCUGAUUGAUGCCCUGUGUAAACUGUCCACUGAAUCCAUGGAACUUGCCUAUUCAAACAGGGAACCAUCAUUGUUUGCAGUUGCUAAGUUACUGGAGACUGGUUUAGUGAAUUUGUCAAGGGUGGAAAUUUUAUGGCGACCAGUCACAGCACAUCUAUUAGAGGUGAGCCAACAUCCACAUACAGGAUUAAGGAACUGGGGAGCUGAGGCAAUUACACAUCUUGUACAGUCUGCAUUAGCUUACAGUCACCAGCCACCACUGCAACAAAAUCUGAAACUGCAGUCCAGUAUCCUCGCUCCUCUACAAGACCUGUCUACAAUAACACAGCCUGAUAUCAGACAGAAACAGCUUCAGUGUGUGUUCCAGAUUCUCCAUGACAAUGGUGACACACUCAACCAUGGAUGGCCCCUCAUUCUUGGUGUUAUAGGUGCAGUAACUAAUGAUCAAGGGGAAAAGUUGGUGCAAACAGCAUUUCAAAGUUUGCAGUUGGUUGUUACUGACUUCCUACCAAUAAUACCAUGUUGUUACCUAGAAGACGUUGUUGAUGUUGCUGCCAAAUUUGGACUUCAAAAACAGGAACUUAAUGUCAGUUUAACAGCAGUUGGACUCUUGUGGAAUAUAUCCGAUUACUUCUAUCAGAAUCGAGAGAGGAUCAAACAUGACCUUGAAACCAGGCCUUCAGUGGAAGAGGUCAAGGUCACUGAGAGGUCUGAUGGCAUGUCAUCAUUUGAUGGACUCUGGAUGUGUUUGUUCACACGUCUGGGAGAUUUAUGUGUUGAUGCGAGACCAGCAGUGAGAAAGAGUGCGGGUCAGACACUUUUCUCAACAAUAUCUGCUCAUGGUGGACUGCUGAAACAGGAGUCGUGGAAGAAAGUUUUAUGGAAGGUGUUGUUUCCAUUGCUGGACAAUGUGAAGAAGCUUUCAAGCUCAGCACCGACCACCAAGGAUGAGUCAACACAGGGAAAUAUACUUAUACAUCAUUCACGAGACACUGCAGAGAAGCAAUGGGCAGAAACCAGGGUCCUCACCCUGGCUGGUGUGGCUCGAACCUUCACAGCACAGCGUAAAAUUUUACAAGGCUUUUACAAAGAUUUUCCACAUGCCUGGGCCUUAUUGCUGGACCAUAUAGAAGGUGCUGCCCUUUGUCAAAAUGCUGAAAUCUCCAUUGCUGCAAUCAAAAGUUUUCAAGAGAUGCUUCUUAUUACCAAGGAAGACACAAGCAGCUACACGAUACAGACACUUCCUGUCAAGCCUCCAACGGCUGAGGCUAUGAAUAGAACAGGGGAUCCUGCAGCAGACAUCAAGUCAAAAUCUCAGAAUGAGGCUGAUGAUGACACAACAGGAAGUGCUAACGAUUAUGACAUUGCAUUAUGGUCAUCUGCAUGGAAAGUGUGGCUAAAUAUAGGUUCACAAUUAACCAAACCGCCAGAGGACUCUUCUUCACUAUAUAUUCCAUCUCAACCAUUUUUGACUGCUCUAAUUCAAACAUUCCCACCUCUGUUGGAUCAUAUAAAAGUGCGAUUCUCAGUUACAGAUCUACAGAAAUUAUCUGAAGUAUUAAAGCGAGCACUAACAGUACCUGUUCAUGGUGAUUCAUCACCAUUUAUAAUUCCUACAUUCCCAGAUGUGUCUACUACACCUCUUCAAGAAGCAACUUUACAAGCUGUUGAGGCCAUAAUUAAGACAGUUCAGGAGGGCCCAGACUCGAUGCACACGAUGUAUCCAGAUAUAUAUGACCAACUGCUGACCUACGUUGACUAUGGUGUGAGAGUACCAAAGUUUGGCAAGAUAGAAACAAAACAAUUUGGAUCUGUCAAAGGACCUACUGUGGAUUGGGUGACAAUGAAUUUUGUGCCAUUUGCUGAGCGUUGUGUGGAGUUCAUUGUGGAUAUGUACAAAGUAACAGCUAGUCAUACAGCGGUUAUCCAGGCACAGGUCCUACAGAAUAUCAUCAAAACAUUCCGUCAGCCAUUGAACCUGAAGUAUGGUUGUCCAUCACAGAGUACCUGGAUGCUGGUCAUCAACUCAUUACUUAAUGUCUUGUCUGUAGGUUUGCCUGUUGCUAGGAAACAUGAGAAAGGAUUUCAGUCAAUGUGGACAGAGCUAGGGAUAACACUAGAAGAGUUCCUGUUCUCAAAAAAUCCCACACCACCUACACUAUCAAUUGAAGACUUUCAAAGAGAUGAAGCCUUAGAUUGUAAGGUUGUGUUCAUGAUAAGGGAUGAUAUUCUGCCCUAUGCUAACAGCAUGCCUAAAGAGUUUGUUGAGCAGAUUAUGUCCAUACUAAACAAAGGUUCUAUACAUUCUACAUCUUCUGACACUUUCAUUGAUACUGAUUCUAGUCGGAAACUGAGAGAGGAGUUUGCUAAGACAUGCUUUGAGACCUUGUUACAGUUUUCCUACAUCAACAGAUCAAAAACAGACGAAGGUUGUAUAACCAAACUAGCUGUGAUAUCAUUGUUACAACGCUGCCAGGAUGUGGUCAAGAAAUACGCAGAAGAUGAGAAGCUGAGUGGGAAAUGUCCACUCCCGAGACCUAGGUUGGCAGAGAUGGCAUCUGUACUAAAAGCUGUGACCACACUAAUUGCCUCACUGAAGAGGGCGCCACAAGCAAAUGUGGAAGUGAGCGUGUGGAACCAGGUUAUACAGCUAUACCCGUACCUAGUGGACUGUACAACAUCACCCUCUCCCAGCGUGUGUAAGGCCCUGAGAGACGCUCUCAGAGAAUACAAGGAACUUCUCUCAACACCGUCUCUUGUAAUGACAAAUGGGAGAUAACUCUAACAAAACAUGGCAGCAAUGAAGGAAGACAAUGUUGUGUUGUUUCAAGAUUGUUCAAGUCACAUUCAAAGUAUACAGCAACCUAGCAACAGUGCAUUAAUUAUUAGAGCUGACUGUGCAAGUAUGUAAACAGUGAAACAGCAACAGUUACUGUAGAUAAUUUGUCAGUGCUUGCUUAUCUUACACUACAUUUAUAAUUGAAAGAAGAUUUCAUUGAUUUAUUUAUCUGGAUAGGUGUAUGAAUGCCUUGUUGUAUUUUGUAAUAUUUGGGAGCGAGAUUGUUGUUUGUUUUCAAAAUAAUGAAGUCAGAUUAAAGGUAAACUAGACCCAAAUUUCAUAUCUGAAUAUGUGAACAGGUGCUGUUUACAGUUAUAUUUAAAAUUAACAAGUUUAUACAUAUUAGCAGAACUAGUGCAUUAAGUUUUAAAUAGUAUAUACUAUAUACAUGUACGAGGGUUGAUCCAGAAAUAAUGUUGCAGCAUUCAUCACACAUUUAUUCAUCGUUAAUAAUUUUAUCAAGAUGUACACUAAUUACUUUAAGAUUGCACAGGUAGAUUUUAUAUUUUAGGGUUAUUUCGUUUUAAUUACAUAGAACUUCAAAGUUCAAAGGUAGGCUUUCUUUUGUAAAUAGAAAAAACAACACAACCAAACAGUCAUCAAUUGACAUCAAAAUACAAGUAAUACAUGUGUCAUUUGAAAUUAUAAUUAUAUGAAGUUAGGUUGAUGGGCAGCCAGUCAUGAUAACUACAGAGGUAUCUGCGCAGGUUAAAGUUCACUGUGUGCUUAGUGACAAAAAUAUCAGUUUUUUAUACCCGUAAUGUCAAUAACUUGAGUUGGUCUAUGUUACAAUCCUUUCUGCGCAUGCCGAUGCCGAUACCUUCCUUAGUAAGCAAUAGAAUUUUAUGAUAUUUCCAAAACUUAUUGCAAAAAGAGGAAUUUUUGUUGUUUUCUUUUCAGUGCACUUGUUUUUAUGGCUCCAGUGACAUUACUUUUUGAUCAACCCUCAUAUACAUGUAGUUAAACUCAGAAUAAGAUUUUAUGUGUACUACCACAAAAAAAAACUUGAAUUUUUUUAACAAAUGCAUGAAUUUUUAUUGUGGAUGUAGCUGUACAUGCUAUGUUUAUAUAUUUAGUAAAGUUAAAUACGUCUGUGUAGGAAUCUCUACAUUUGAAGCAAAUGUCUAAAGAUAAAAUAUUUUAGCGAAAGAUAGGCAUUAGAUAUACCUUCCUUUUCAGAAGUAAAGUCACAGAUCUGGCAUUAUGUUUGUAAGCAUCUGAAAAUAAAACUUUUGUGGAAUUUAAUGUCUAGUGGUCUUUGUUCAAAUACUGAGCUUCUCUCAUCUCUAUAGUAAUAUCCUUUAAUCAAUAUUUAAAAGGUAUAAUUUUAAUUAUUCUACAUACUGUAAAAUAUUUAAUUUUGUGGGUAGAAAAUUUCAUGUUAUUUAUAAAAAUGUAUUUCAUAGUGAUUUGAAUUUGUGGAUAUCAGUUUUUUGAAGGAACAAGAAAUUGGAUUUUUUGUGUUUCAAAGGGAUUAAAUUUCUUGGGUUGACUAAAUCAUGGAAUGUAUAAGAAUUAGUCCCCCACAAACAAUAGGACAGUAGUAAAUAAAUGUGCUGUAUGUUCUUUAUAAAAUAAACAAUCUUCUGAGAGCUGUCAUUCAAAGCCAGGCCCAUCUUAAAAAAAGAAAUACUAACCCCAUGUUCAUAAAUGACCCAUAAACCACAAAAAAUAACCAAGAAAAUAAGUGACAUGUAUCGUUUAAUAACAAUUUUUUGUCUGACAGGUCAACACUAUGGAACAGUUUCUAUAAAUGCAAAAAAUUUUCUUUGAAUAUACUACUGACAUGUCAAGUAUUGAGAAAUAUAAAGAGAAACAGACUUACAUAAAACCAUUCUCACAUACCAGAGGUUCCAUGGUUGAACCUCUGACACAUUUCACUGAUAUUUUUAAUUUGGUUGCAUUACAGGUAUAAUGUUUAGCCAGUCAGCGAUGUUUAUUGACAAAUCUUCGUGAACCAAUCAAAACUUGGCCUCGACUGCAUUCUUUCCAAUAUCGACACUGAAUUACAAGGAAUAUUAUUAUUUCUUUUGGUAAAUUUCUAAACAUCCGUUUAGAGGAAUAAAUUUUUAUUAAUUGCAGUUAUGCAAUGUUGUCUUUAUUCAUUGUUAGCAAGACCUUGCUGAGAUGUUUUAAGUUUUAAACUCAGCGUGCCGAAAAAAUGGGGAGCAAUGAUUGGCUGAAACCAAUGCCUAUAGUAAUUACUAGUGCGCAUGCUCACCAGAUAAAAUAAAGAUAUAAAUCAGAAAUUCAUCUCGUGAUAGAGUCUUUGGAUCAUUGCAAAGUUUUACACAUUUUCUAUUUUUGGUUAAUUGUUAUUUAACAGGUGCACACACAAGACUUUGAUAUUGUCCCCAGGGUGUGUCAUAAAAAGAUAACUUAGUUUGACAGGUCAAAAUAUUUAGAUUUUAUUGUUUAUAAAUGUUUUAUCAAUAUACAUUAGCACACAGCAGGUAAAAACUGCAGAUAAUGCAAAUACACAUUUCCACUCUAUGAGGAGAUACAUUAGCCCUUAUCAUGCUACAUUUCUUUAAUGGCCUUGUCCAUCUUUCAGUUUGGACAGUACCAUUAACUGUUUAAAGGGGAGAUUCCAUAAAAGAUACUGACUGAAUAGCCAACAGUGCAGAUCAUGAUCAGACUGCACAGAUGUACAGUCUAAUCAGGAUUUACACUGGUCGCAAAGGCAGAAUAAGUCGUGUCCAGCGUGAUAAAGUGUUAAACAGUGUUGUAUCACAAAACUGAGUUAAAUACAUUAAACAAUAAUACUAGUAUGCUAAAACUGAAACACACAUUAGUCAUAAAAUCACCUUAAAACUUUUAUUUUGGAUUUUCCAUAUAACAUUGCAUUGACAACAGCUAUAUCUAUGUGUAUGUAUGUUUACAUGAGGUUGAUUGGAAUAUAUUUUAUCAUUUUGUACAGGUAUUAACGACUAAUAAAAAUGUCAGCAAAUAAAAAAACAUUGCACUAUUGUAUGUUUCCAUUGUAGGUUCUUUCUACAUAAUGAUUCAAAGGUUGAAUUAUUUGUACCAUAAAUCUUAAGGGAAUAAAAUGAUUAACAAAUGUA